GGGUAUAAAGACAAGGAACCCCCUCAGAAGACACAACCAAGGGAGAAACUGGUCCCAGCGCUCCUGAAAACACCCGGCGGAGACUCAACCCAUGAGGCCAAGCUAACGGCUCUGUGACCAACACCAGACCUUCUCUUGUCAUUCCUUGGCUCCGCAGACCACCUCAUCAUGCCUCCUCAGCUCCAGUCCCAGAAGGACAGCAGCCUCAGGGUCCUGCAGGGCGACCUCAGCGCCCUCAGCCCGGCCGUCAGGGACUUCGUGGAGGCCCAUGUGGUUCUGUGCCAGCCCGACUCGCUCCACAUCUGCGACGGCUCCGAUGCGGAGAACCGAGCCAUCCUGACCCAGCUGGAGGAGCAGGGGAUGAUCAAGAAGCUCACCAAAUAUGAAAACUGCUGGUUGGCCCGGACGGACCCCAGAGACGUGGCUCGCGUGGAGAGUAAAACAGUGAUUGUGACCCGGGAGCAAAGGGACACGGUGCCCACGCCGCUGGGGGGGGCGCUCAGCCAGCUCGGCCGCUGGAUGUCGCCUGAAGAGUUUGACAAAGCCAUGUCCCAGCGGUUCCCCGGCUGCAUGAAAGGUCGCACCAUGUACGUGAUCCCCUUCAGCAUGGGCCCGGUGGGCUCGCCCCUCUCUAAGGUCGGCGUGGAGUUGACCGACUCUCCCUACGUGGUGGCCAGUAUGCGGGUGAUGACCCGCAUGGGGAAGGAGGUGCUGUCCGCUCUGGGAAACGGCGAGUUCGUGCGCUGCCUCCACUCCGUGGGCUGUCCGCUGCCCGUUAGAAAGCCCCUGGUUAACAACUGGCCCUGUAACCCAGAGCAAACACUCAUCGCCCACAUCCCCGAGCGCAGGCAGAUCGUCUCCUUCGGCAGUGGUUACGGAGGAAACUCCCUGCUGGGAAAGAAGUGCUUCGCGCUGCGCAUUGCCUCACGCAUCGCCAAGGAGGAGGGCUGGCUGGCCGAGCACAUGCUGAUCCUGGGAAUCACCAGCCCUGCAGGGCAGAAGAAGUACAUGGCGGCGGCGUUCCCCAGCGCCUGCGGAAAGACCAACCUGGCCAUGCUGUGCCCCACGCUGCCAGGCUGGAAGGUCCAGUGUGUUGGAGAUGACAUUGCCUGGAUGAAGUUUGAUGAGCAAGGUCAUCUGCGCGCCAUCAACCCAGAGAACGGCUUCUUUGGUGUCGCACCAGGCACCUCGGCCAAAACCAACCCCAACGCCAUGGCGACCAUCGUCAGGGACACCAUCUUCACCAACGUCGCAGAGACCAGCGAUGGUGGCGUGUACUGGGAGGGAAUGGACCAGUCACUGCCGGAGGGAGUGACCAUCACCUCCUGGAAGAACAAACCCUGGAGUUCACAAGACGGCGAACCCUGUGCUCACCCCAACUCACGCUUCUGCACUCCGGCUAAUCAGUGUCCCAUCAUCGACCCGCUGUGGGAAUCGCCUGAGGGAGUUCCAAUUGAGGCCAUCAUCUUUGGAGGGCGCAGGCCUGAGGGUGUGCCCCUGGUGUACGAGGCCUUCAGCUGGCAGCACGGGGUGUUUGUGGGAGCAUCCAUGAGGUCGGAGGCCACGGCUGCAGCCGAACACCAAGGUAAAGUAAUUAUGCACGACCCGUUCGCCAUGCGCCCCUUCUUCGGCUACAACUUCGGACAGUACCUCUCUCACUGGCUGAGCAUGGCGGACCGCCCUGGAGCCAAACUCCCCAAGAUCUUCCACGUCAACUGGUUCCGCAAGAGCCCCACCGCCGGCUUCCUCUGGCCCGGCUUUGGAGACAACAUCCGUGUUCUGGACUGGAUGUUCAGGCGGGUGGACGGCCGGGCCGGCGCCAUGCCCUCCACCGUGGGUUACCUGCCUUGCCGGGAGUCCCUGGACCUCCAGGGCCUCGAGGGUCAGGUGGACCUCGACGAGCUGUUCGCCCUGGAUCGGGGGUUCUGGCAGAGGGAGGUGGAGGAGGUGAGGGCCUACUUCACCACGCAGGUGAACCACGACCUGCCCAACGAGGUGGCGCAUCAGCUGGAGCUGCUGCAGCAGAGAGUGAGGCAGAUGUGAACGCCAGAGGACAGAGCUACUUCAAAGCUGCUAAUUCUACAGUGAUUCUGGAUCAGAGCUUUAACAUCUGAAACCUAGAAUAGAAUGUGAUUCUGAAGCAGAAUGUUCUAAAUGUUUUAAUGGAUUUAUCGGUCUUAUCUGAGCUUAUCUGGAUGAGAAACAACUCUCGUCUUUUUGUGAUCAUACUUAGUAGAAACGUCAGUGUCUGUGACAUUCAGCUGGAAACGUUGGGUCAAUUCUUGGUAACCGUGGCGACGGCCGUCUGGCUGGAACGUUUUCUUCACGUUCCAGCCAGACGAACCAACACAACGCCCGCUGAGCUGCUAACGGGCCGUUCCGUCCAUCCAGGCUCUGGUAGCAGGACAGCGUUUCAAUCUGUUUGUCCUUCGUCUAAUAUUUAAGUAUAACUUAUUAAUGCGCAUCACGCUCUCUCUGCCAUCUGGAGUUUAAUGGCAAGAGCGAAAGCGGUCCAGGUUAUUUCAGCCCCAGUGUUUCUUGUAUGUUUUCUGUUUCUGUCAGUGUUGAUGCCUUAAUUUAUUUUUAUACUAUAUUUUGGUUCAGUUUUGCUGUAAUCCUUUUCUUCCCACACAGGGAGGCUACAAAUAAACAUAUUUAAACAUCAA
Betta splendens (Siamese fighting fish) is the source of this 2666-nucleotide messenger RNA. It is a transcript of the gene pck1, whose product is annotated as phosphoenolpyruvate carboxykinase 1 (soluble). Bases 169 to 2043 code for a protein of 624 amino acids. Gene Ontology annotation, cellular component: cytosol; mitochondrion. The record is from RefSeq and is a predicted model, not a curated record. The transcript has 9 exons. Gene Ontology annotation, molecular function: manganese ion binding; phosphoenolpyruvate carboxykinase (GTP) activity; GTP binding. Gene Ontology annotation, biological process: cellular response to dexamethasone stimulus; propionate catabolic process; cellular response to glucose stimulus. Lineage: Eukaryota; Metazoa; Chordata; Actinopteri; Anabantiformes; Osphronemidae.